Molecule: messenger RNA, 2446 nt
Organism: Heteronotia binoei (common prickly gecko)
Lineage: Eukaryota; Metazoa; Chordata; Lepidosauria; Squamata; Gekkonidae
Gene: ABT1
Product: activator of basal transcription 1
Exons: 4
Coding region: 344-1075 (243 amino acids)
Biological process (GO): endonucleolytic cleavage in 5'-ETS of tricistronic rRNA transcript (SSU-rRNA, 5.8S rRNA, LSU-rRNA); endonucleolytic cleavage to generate mature 5'-end of SSU-rRNA from (SSU-rRNA, 5.8S rRNA, LSU-rRNA); endonucleolytic cleavage in ITS1 to separate SSU-rRNA from 5.8S rRNA and LSU-rRNA from tricistronic rRNA transcript (SSU-rRNA, 5.8S rRNA, LSU-rRNA)
Cellular component (GO): nucleolus
Molecular function (GO): RNA binding
Source: RefSeq, a predicted model, not a curated record
GCCCCCUUUCCCUCUAACCCGCAAUGCAAACCAUGAGCGAGCUUUCAACCAGAAAGCCGCAACGAGAGGGGGUGUGGCCGCUAAAGGCUUACUCUAGGGUUCCUAACCCUAUGUCGUGUCACCGGAAGUUGCCGCUCUAGCCUUUCCUUUUUGUAUGCUCUCCCUUCCUGUUGGGGCAGAAGCUGUCGGAGGAAGCGUGGAGAGUUGAGAGUUUCUGGGGAAGGGGAUUCUCAAAGGGCGACAGCAGAAGGGAGGAAGGAAAGGAGCCGUUUCCACACACAGCAUUAAUGAUAAGACCAACACUUCGGAAGACAAGGGUGAAGAGAAGCAGCAGCUGACCACGAUGUGUGAAGUAACGGACAGUAAUGAAGGAGAAAGGGUGGAGAUCAAGGAAGAAGAAGGCGAUGCAGAGUUGGACCUUUCUACCCAAGAUGUUGCCAAGAAGGUUGUGCCUGGCAUAAUCUACCUUGGUCACAUCCCUCCCCGCUUCAGGCCCCGGCAUGUCCGCAACCUCCUUAGUGGCUACGGCGAGGUGGGACGUAUUUUCCUGCAGCCUGAAGAGCGAUUUAUACGGAAGAAAAAGAAGAAAGCUGGAACCAAUGCCAAGAACUUCACAGAAGGCUGGGUGGAAUUCCGGGACAAGCGUGUGGCGAAGCUGGUAGCUGCCAGUUUGCACAACACGCCAAUGGGUGUCCGCAAGAGGAGCCGGUUCCAUCAUGACCUGUGGAAUAUGAAGUAUCUGCACCGCUUCAAGUGGACUCACCUGAGCGAGCGGCUGGCGUAUGAGCGCCAAGUGCAGCAACAACGCAUGCGCGCUGAGGUCUCACAGGCCAAGCGUGAGACUAAUUUCUACCUGCAGAACGUGGAGAAGAGCAAACGCUUUUCCAAGAAGGACAGUCGGGGAGAGCAGGAGGACAAGAGCUGGGGCUUCGUACAGCGUCGCACCGAGGAGGAAAUCCAGACCAGCAAGGGGAACAAGCGUCUCCGAAAGCAGCUGGCCAAGGCUGCGGAGAUCCAGGAGAAAUCCCAGUCAAACCGCUCUCUGCUAGCAAAGAUCUUCAACACUCAGCAGUAGUUGCUAGGCCUGAAGAGUACAGGACUUGACCAUGGUUUAUUUAUUUAUUUUUUAAUUUUUAUUUACCUUAGAUUUAUAUCCCGCCCACUCCAGAAGUGGACUCAGGGCGGCUAACAGUCAUAGUAAAACCAACAAUUUCAGUUACAGAUUUAAAACGGCAAAACGUGAACAAUUAACAAUUUAAAAACUAGGUAUUUGGUGCUAUACAAAAUCUUGAACAUAGGCCGAUCAGAUUAUCUGUUGGUGGCCCUUCUGGUGGUGUUGCUCAGCAGCACAGAAGUGGCAGCUUUCUCCCACUUUUAGGCCUGUCGGAAACGUUCGGUUUUACAAGCCCUGCAGAAUUGGGAGAGAUCCAGCAGGGCUCUUACGGCUUCCGGGAGAGCAUUCCACAGCAUUGGUGCUGCCACUGAGAAGGCCCUGGCCCGGGUAGAGCCUAGUCUGGCCUCCCUUGGUUCGGGGAUGGACAGCAGUUUUUGAGUUCCCAAACUCAGUGCUCUCUGGGGAACAUAUGGAGAAAGGCGGUCCCAUAGAUAGGCAGGUCCUUGGCCAUAUAGGACUUUAAAAGUCAAGACCAAUGAUGUUGGUCUAACUGUUGGCAGUUCUUUCUCUUAUAUGCCGAACUGAUGUGGGACACUGUCAGAGCAAACAAAAAAUAAAAAAUAAACUGCUUAUGUUGUCAUAUUUUACAGACAUGCUGAGGAUAUGAAACUUACUUGGGGGUGAGUGGUCCUGGUGUGCAGAAUCCCUCUUCAGGAAGCUGUCUGAUUCUGUGGGGCCAGCAUAGAAUCUUUCCCCACUGGGGAUCUGGGAGGAGUGUAACUUUUUCACUUCUUCCCAUGGUCACUGGGGUUGGUGCUGACCAUGUGGGGGAAGACGAGGUGACGUUCUCUAGAAUGCAGUUGCCGACAUUACAUGUAAACUUUUCUCCUCUUUCAAAAGUGUGGCAAUUUAGAGGAACAGGCCUAGCUCUCAUUUCCAGAACUUUGUAUAGUUUGUGGAAUAUCAAAGUAUUUUUCACUUGCAGCACUGAUUCAAAGUGAGAAGUGUCAAGUAAGAAUCCUAAAUUCUUUUGAGGGUAAAGUAUAACUUUUAAGAAAAUAGUUUUUGGCUGAUAUUUCAAAUACUGGCUGGACUAAGUUUUCCUGGAUUGAAAAGAUACCUUUCCUAAAAUUGUUGCAUUUGGGCUUGCUUAACAUCUUAAAAUGUCCAAAUCUUGUUAAUUAAGAGCACAAGGCUAUUAAUAAAAAUCACUUAUAGCAUUGGUGGUAUGUGGUGCACUGGCAAUUAUCUUUAAUGUUCAGCAUUUUUCUUGGGGACCAGAUAUCGAUUGAAUGUUGGUAGAUAAUACUAAUAAAGAAUUUUAUUAAAGGA